AUGGAAUACGUUCUGUCCCCGGAAGAAAUGGUUGCCCAGACCUCUGGAUGCCUGGCCUUAGACGUGACUAGACCAACUCAACAGCAGGCUUCGCAAGCAAACCAAGUCUCUAGCGAUGCGGACUUUCAGUCCAUUGCCGACGGGAUCUGUGCUCUUGACGUUUGGAACCAACUUCUGACUCCAUUAACAAACUCCUUUCCCCUCGACAAUGGCUGCGCACACGUGGAUCUGGGGUCGCUGCCACAAACCGGCUUCUCGCAAGAAACGGGUCUCUAUUUAUCACCGAGCGAAGAUGAUGACGGAGUCUUGGGAGUGCUGGCCGGCAUCUUUCUCGAUCAUAUUCAUCCAUCCAUGCCCUUCUUCAAGCGCUCAUACUUAUUAGACAACCUGGGUCUCAAACGACAAGAACACGACAUCUCUUUCAACGCACUCAUACACGCCAUCUGCGCCCUGACUCUGCUCCAAACCAGCCACAGAUCAGGCCCUACGAUCCUUCCCAAUCGAAAGGAGCAGGCCGAAACAUUAAUGUCGAGGGCAGUUCAGUUACACAGCUCGACUAACUUGGGCGAGGCACCGACUCUGGAGAAUGUGCUCACGAGCAUAUUCUUGUUUGCAUGUCAGUUCUGUCGUGAAAACCACAAUGCUGCAAAGUUCCGUUUACGAGAAGCCUCAACACUGGCGGAGAUAAUGAAGCUUGGCGAGCUGCAGGCUUAUGGCUGGUUGGCUCCUGAUGAGAGAGACAGAAGGCUAAGGACAGUGCUGGGUUUGACACUGCUUGAGCGGGUGUAUGCUAUUCAGAGAGCCUACCCACUCAACGAAAAGUCACUCACUAGAGGCCAUGUCCACGUCAUCCAAGGCAUGCUGGAGCAGGGAUUCAGUAACUACGAGCUACAGGAUCUCCAAGCUGUAUCUAGCCUCAAGGACAUGAUUGAGUCCUUCGACUUCGUUGACAGCAGACUCCUGAAGUGUUGGAGGAACGAGUGCUGGGUGGAAGGCAAUGAGCGUCAUGUAUCCCCGGCUACAGUUUGCACCUUGCUGAAGCGCUAUGCCUCAUCCAUUCCAGACUCAGGGGCUCACAAUUGGGACUCCCAAAGAGCAGAUAUUACCAUCACACGCCAUUGGAUGCGCAGCGUCCUAUGGAAGUUGGCAUCUAGGCACGGGUUUGUCAGUGAUUUGAGCAAUGACAAGGAACUUCGCCCUAAGUACGUCAUAUCCAUCGCCACGGACGCCAUAGUGACGUGCGAGUCCUUCGGUAUUAGCACUUUGGAGGUGCACGGCAUUGGAUUGACUGAGAAGCUGUACGACAUCAUCACCAGCGCCUUGGAGUUUAUGGAGACCAGACAAAACCCCACUUCCAUGCCUCUCAACGACGACCCUUCGCUGGGUCACGGAAAUGUCUCUGCUCAAACUCUGUCUCCAUGCCGGAAACGCAAUGCUCUAGCAUCCAGUGGGACAGGAAGUGACGCACCCGAACCAAUCUGCCCGCCUGCAGGCCUCUGUAAUCGCUAUCUGGCCAUCUUUGCCUCUUUUAUGGGAGGCGAUCACCCAUUUCUCGGACCAUAUAUGCAGAAACUCUGCGGGCUUGAUAUCUUCGGACCUUAA
Thyridium curvatum is the source of this 1602-nucleotide messenger RNA. RefSeq lists its product as uncharacterized. The transcript has 3 exons. The record is from RefSeq and is a predicted model, not a curated record. NCBI's taxonomy places the organism in Eukaryota, Fungi, Ascomycota, Sordariomycetes, Thyridiales, Thyridiaceae. The coding region runs from base 1 to 1602 and encodes 533 amino acids.